Dipodomys ordii (Ord's kangaroo rat) is the source of this 1515-nucleotide messenger RNA. RefSeq names its product ral guanine nucleotide dissociation stimulator-like. Bases 173 to 682 code for a protein of 169 amino acids. The record is from RefSeq and is a predicted model, not a curated record. NCBI's taxonomy places the organism in Eukaryota, Metazoa, Chordata, Mammalia, Rodentia, Heteromyidae. The transcript is spliced from 5 exons.
GCGGCCGAGUGACGUUCUGUGCGUUUUAACGCUGUAGUGUCUGAAACAAAUUUAUACGUACCCUAUACAAUACGGAUCUAGAAAGGUUCCUCUAAAUAUAGGAUCAUACCUGAUAAUGCCUCUAUUCAACUGAAAAUGCACAUUCAGCUUUCUGAAGUCUUGAGACCCAGCAAUGUUGAAGAAGCUUGACUUUCCACAGGAUGAAGAUGGGUCAGCUCCAGCCCUGGAUGAAACCCCUAGGAUAAGGACCUUGGAGCCAGGCAUGCUGGAAAAGGUAGUGAAGAACCUGGUACCUGCCCACCAGAAGGGAGAUCCCUUCUAUGUCCCUGCUUUCCUGUACACUUACAGAAACUUCACAACAACAGGGCAAGUGCUGGACCUGCUGUUUAAAAGAUAUGGAUUUUUCCACCCAAACUGUGAAGAGGAUGAACAAGUAAAGAACACCAUUUGUUCUUUCUUUGCCAUGUGGCUGGACAAGUACCCUGAGGAUUUCUGCCAGUCCAAGAACCUGGCCAACCUCAAUCAGCUGAUGGCCUAUGUGCUGCUCCACAUGCCCUGCUCAGACCUGGCAAGCCAUGUACAACAUCUUCAAACCCAGCUGAUGGAAUCAGAGGCCAAUGAAGCAGGGACAAAGUGUGAGGAAUUCUUGGGCCAGGAGGGAAACUGUGCUCCUCUGAGAUGAGAUCUAUGACCUGAUGAUUGGCCAGGCACUGAAGAUGUCCUGAUUUUUAGACAGCAAUGGGAAUUCUACAACAGGCAGUUAACUAUGUGUAUGGCAUCUAUUAGAUACAAGCACUCAUUCUAAAGACCUUAGCUCCUCAUGCAAGUUGAAUCCCACUUCACUUUCCAGUACUCACUCCCUUAGUUGUAUAUCUGUUUCCAUUCUUAGAUUUGGGGCUGCACACUGCAGCUGCUCCUGAGCUCAAGGCAAUGGACCCACCAGUGACAUCAGCACCUCUGGUACUAGAAUCAACACUGCCUGCUCUAGCUAGAGGCCUGGGGCCUCCACAGCACACUGGGCCAUAUGUGAAGGUAGAGCACUUUGUGUCAGCAGUAGAACAAUCAGAACUUCUUGUAUGUCCUGUGGACCUCUAGCCUGUUGUGGCCACUGCACUGGACAUCCACUAACCUUCAGAUAUCGAGGUAGCACUUCUUUCAUUGCCUGCAGAUAUCCACAUGGAUCUGCCCACCAUCUCAAUUCAACCUACCUCACCUGGUAGAGGAGAAGUUAGCUUAGGCUAGUCUGCUCAAACUGUUUCGAGUCCAUAUCAGGCACAGCCUUUACUUCUGGAAGAGUCACUAGCACCAUCUGGGAGCUGAAACCAUCCCCAAUCCAAGUCAGGAAGAAUGUCUUUUUGAUGUAGAGGUAGAGCAACUUGUGGACCCAUUCAUUAUGAUUACGUCCUGAAGUUUACCUAACAGAAGCUCUAGGACUACAGCCAUCAUUCCCCUCCCCUUGAGGAAAUACCACCUUUAUAUUUUCUUUUCAAUAUAAACUGUUGGUUUUUAAUAUAA